Mesorhabditis spiculigera is the source of this 1740-nucleotide messenger RNA. NCBI's taxonomy places the organism in Eukaryota, Metazoa, Nematoda, Chromadorea, Rhabditida, Rhabditidae. The record is from the annotation of a GenBank genome assembly.
AUGAACAGGGAGCUGAGGUACGUGUCCCGAAUCCCGACAACUAUCGGCAAGGAAAAAUCGGAAGAAGUGGCUACAAAACCCGCGCGGCCGGUCUCGUCAGUGUUACGGGGUCAACAACCCGCCAGAGAAGGACAUGAGCGUCAUCAGCACAUUCACGUACAUCAUAAGGAACAUAAGAGUCACACCACCAUAACUCCGGUGCCGACGACGACAUCAACAAUGCGAGUCAAGGAUCCGAUCGACGAAUUGUUGCCGAGACAAUUUGAGGAGGAGCCGACUACCGUAACCACCACCCGGAUACCCUAUACCGUGGCAGCUACAGUACCAACACGAGGAUUGCAUAAUCAUAGAGUACCCCACCAUCACGAUCACCCGGCGACCACCUCGAGCACGACGGCACAAAGAAUUGUGACGACAAAUGAGGAUCGUCGACACCAUCAGCAUCACCAGCAUCACCAAAAUCAUCUACAGCAUCUCCAACCUCACCAUCAAGGUCACUGGCCGAAUCGGGUCGUCCCAACGACUACCACCACUACCACCACAACUCCGAGCACCACAACACAUACCUAUGGACGGAGACCACCGCCAAGGGCCGACGAGAGGAAUACGAUUGAUGAAGCAGACGAUCCGUUCGUAUUCGAGUCUCAUCCGGUGGUAGAUGAUGAUGAACCAUGGUCAAGGCCGGUAGCCACGCCUCCAAGACAACACAUACCACAGUGGCCACCCUUACCUGUACCUGAUCUGCCGAAGGGGUUAGAAGAUGAUGAUGAGGAACAAUUACAGAGGAUUGAUGAUUUUGAUGAGCCCGAGCCAACCGAACCACCUACCACUACUACAACCGAGAGGAGCACGACGACGACGACGAUCAGAUCACCAUACUCACGCCAACAAACCCCUCAGAUGGCCCCGCCGCGUGUGGAGAUGUACAUAGGGGAUAUCACCAUCGUCACCGCACUAAUGGACAUUGGCCGCGGCGACUGGUGGGAAUAUCGGAGGCCGCUCGAUAAAUAUCACGAAUUUAUGGAACGGGUUCUAAGCCUUCGAAACAAUAUGGUCAUCUUCACCGACGCGCACAGCUACGAGUUUGUCGUCGCGUACAGGCGGAAAAUGGGGCUCGAGGAAGUGACAAAGGUACACCAAAUGACACUCGAAGAUCUGCCCCUGUGGCGGUACCACGAAUUUGCAUCGGAAGUGAUCGCCGGAGAACACAAUGAUACCUUAAAAUACCGUAACGGUGGCUGGGACCCGCAGAUGAUGAAUCACCCGGAGGCCAAAAGCGCCACCUACGAUAUCCUUGUCAACUCGAAAACGCACUUUUUGCAGAAUGUUACGUUGGACAACCCCUUCGACACUGGGUUUUUCGUGUGGAUAGAUGCGGGAUAUGGGCAUGGAAAUGACGAUCAUUUCCCACGAGAUCACGUCUGGAGACCAAUGUUCCCCAAGGGCAAGAUAUCAAUGAUAAAGCUGACCCCAAAACACGACCCAAUCUCGGGGUACGGUAUCGACCGCCUGUACCGUCAGAAUUGGUCGGUCGUCUCCGGGGGUUUCAUUGCCGGUGAUGCACACACCAUCGGCCAGCUACACACCGCAUUCUACCGGAAAUUCGUCGAGCUCGUCCAGCGGCAAUACAUUGAUGACGAUCAGACAACGAUGGUGCUGGUGAUCAACAGCCAUCCACAUCUGUUCAACAUCGUCCACGGCGACUGGUUCGACUCGUUCAGGGCAUUUGACCCUGGGUUU